AAUAUGAAAAGAUUUUUAGGGCUGUGCUUGCCUCCUGCCGCUUUCCAUAGUAUAGAUUCCUCUUCCUAUUCGAUUAACAACUCUUAAUUUCUCUGCAAAUUCCUUGUUAAAGCUCUUUACCCAACUUCAAAGCUUGCUCUCUCUACAGCAGGCUAACAGGGCACUGGUUAUUAAUAUUAUUUUCUAUAAAUUGUGAAGUUAAUGAAAUGAAGCAAACGCAUGAGAAGAGAAAGUGAGCAAUUUCUGAUCGUAGAAUGAUAAUUCGAUCUAAUUUUGUCGAACUUUUAGUUCUUGUGGGGAAGUUUUGCUUCUUAAUCUGGUUAUUUCUCUUCAAUCGUAUUGGUAUCUUUUGGAACCUUAUUUUAUAAAUUCAUUUGAUCAUCUUUUGCUAUUCAUCUUUGCAGGAUCUAUUGGUACAUUAGUGAUUACAAUUGAAGUCAUUAACUUUACUUAUUGUUUAAUUUAUGGCUGAUACUAUGGAUGAUGCAUCAUUGUUGAAUAUUUCACUGCCAGAUGACGCCCUGCAGCAGUUACUAACUGCUUCAGGGUCAUCUUCAUUGAAAGAAAUCCUAGAAAUUCUUGUUGAAUCUUCUAGAACUGGAGGUGGCCGCUCUGACCUUGCUUCCAAGAACAUCCUUCCUACAGUCCUUCGGCUUAUUCAAUCAAUCAGUUAUGCCUCUUGUCGGCAAUAUCUUAUACUAUCACUGAAGCUCUUUAGAAACCUCUGUGCUGGAGAAAUUACCAGUCAGAAUUCAUUUAUUGAGAGCGAUGGAGUUGGGGUUGUUUUAUCAAUUAUGAAGUCUGCAGGACUUGAUUCUGAUGCAGAUUGUGGGAUCAUUCGAAUGGCAUUACAAGUUUUGGCUAAUGUUUCAUUGGCUGGUGAGAAACAUCAGCGAGCUAUUUGGAGUAUGUUCUUUCCAAAUGAGUUUGUUACACUUGCUAAAGUACGAAGUCAGGAGACUUGUGAUCCAUUGUGUAUGGUUAUAUAUGUGUGUUGCGAUGGCAGUGCUGGAUUGUUUCAGGAGUUAUGUGGAGAAAAAAGGUUGCCUAUUAUGACAGAAAUUUUGGUGACUGCUUCAUCAGUUGGUUUUAAAGAAGAUUGGUUGAAGUUACUUGUUUCAAGAAUAUGUGUUGAAGAAAUAUAUUUUCCUCUUUUGUUCUCCAACCUAUACCAAGUCAGUGCAUCUGAGCAACUUGAAGAUCCUAACCUAAGAGAUAAUACUUUUUCAACAGAGCAAGCUUUUCUUAUGAGAAUUGUCUCAGAGAUAGUAAAUGAACAAAUUGCAGAAGUCAUUAUACCCAUUGACUUUGCAGUAAGUGUUCAAGAAAUAUUUAAGAGAUCGAUUAGGGUGGUCGAUUUUUCCUCAAAGGGCAAGUCCAGUCUUCCUACAGCCUCUUCUGCAAUCAACAUUCUUGGAUACUCGCUCACAAUAUUGAGAGAUAUCUGCUCACGGGAGGGAUCUGCUGGUUCUAAUUCUGAGGGCUCUGCUGAUGUUGUUGUUUCACUAAAAUCCUUUGGACUCAUUGAAAUGCUUUUAUGUUUGCUCCGUGACCUCGAGCCUCCAGCAAUAAUCAGAAAAGCUAUGAGACUGAGUGAGAACCAAGAAGGGACUAGUUUACACUCAGGCAAGACCUGCCCCUACAUAGGAUUUCGGAGAGACAUUGUUGCCGUAAUUGGCAACUGUGCAUACCGAAGAAAGUAUAUACAAGAUGAAAUUAGGGAGAGAAAUGGGGUUUUAUCGCUACUACAACAGUGUGUUACUGAUGAAGAUAACCCAUUUCUAAGGGAGUGGGGCAUUUGGUCUAUUAGGAACUUAUUGGAAGGCAAUGGGGAAAACCAACAAGCAGUGGUUGAUUUGGAGCUUCAAGGAUCUGUUCAAUUGCCUGAACUUUCUGGACUUGGUCUCAAAGUGGAGGUGGAUCAGAAAACACGGCGUGCAAAGCUUGUAAAUAUUUCAUCAAAAUAGUUACAAUAAUAGUUUUCCUUUGUUCUGGCUAACCAGAUGAUUUUCACUCAUCUCCGGUGCACCUCCUACAUUAAUUUGACGGUUGCUUGGUUUUCAUUUUUGACCUCCGACCAGAACACUUUUGCUUCGCAUACAUUUAAAGCUUUUCUUGAGUAUUGGCAAUGGAUUUCAAUAGUUUCCAGAGUCAGAGAAAAUUGGGGCUGGUGUUGAUUUGAUUCAAGUGAGAACAUGGAGGGCUACUUAUAUUAUUCUUUAAACUUCUCAUAACCUUUCUCAGGAUCUGUUAGGUUACUUGUAUUAUAUGAAGAGAAUUUUGAUUGAAGGCACGCUGAAAUGAGAGUCGGUUCUGCUUGAAACUAAACAAUGUCUCAUUUACUGCCUGUGAGUUCAACUUUAUCCAAUUUAUUGAACCUAUUGGAGUGAUUGUAACCUAAAGUGAACUUUCUUGUCAUAUUUAAGUAGAUGAUGCACUUGCUA
Messenger RNA from Mangifera indica (mango), 2444 nucleotides. RefSeq names its product ataxin-10. Gene Ontology annotation, cellular component: cytosol. The record is from RefSeq and is a predicted model, not a curated record. Lineage: Eukaryota; Viridiplantae; Streptophyta; Magnoliopsida; Sapindales; Anacardiaceae. The transcript has 3 exons. Bases 465 to 1967 code for a protein of 500 amino acids.